This is a messenger RNA of Pristis pectinata (smalltooth sawfish), 3946 nucleotides long. It is a transcript of the gene clasrp, whose product is annotated as CLK4-associating serine/arginine rich protein. The record is from RefSeq and is a predicted model, not a curated record. Lineage: Eukaryota; Metazoa; Chordata; Chondrichthyes; Rhinopristiformes; Pristidae. The transcript has 21 exons. The coding region runs from base 91 to 2025 and encodes 644 amino acids.
GGGGAGUCUAAGAUGGCGGAGUGAAGAGCGAGGUGGAAUCGCUGAAGGCUUGCAGCUUUUGCAUACCUCGCCUCUCACUAGGGAUCCAGGAUGUGGCACGAAGCACGGAAACAUGAGCGCAAACUGCGCGGGAUGAUGGUGGAUUACAAGAAGCGAGCGGAGCGGCGCAGAGAGUACUACGAAAAGAUUAAGAAAGAUCCAGCGCAGUUCCUACAGGUUCAUGGCCGGGCGUGUAAAAUCCACCUGGAUUCUGCCGUGGCACUUGCCGCAGAAAGCCCCCUCAAUAUGAUGCCUUGGCAGGGCGAUACAAAUAACAUGAUCGAUCGAUUCGAUGUCCGCGCACAUCUGGAUUAUAUUCCAGAGUACACGCCACCUUUCCUAAGUGCUCUCUCUCCAGAACACGACAACGAUGAAAGGAAGUGCAAUUAUGAGCGAUAUCGAGGUCUGGUUCAGAACGACUUUGCAGGCAUUGCCGAGGAGCAGUGUCUGUACCAGAUAUACAUCGACGAGCUGUACGGGGGCAUGCAGAAACCUAAUGAAGAUGAGAAGAAGAAGCUAGCGGAAAAGAAGGCAUCGAUUGGGUACACUUACGACGACUGCUCGGUAACUACAGAUGAGAAGGCAGAGGAGAGGGAUGAGGACUACGAGGACGACUCAGAUGAGAAGAGUGAUUCAGACGAAGAGAUCCCAGACAUAGAUGUUGAAGUGGACGUUGAUGAAUUAAACACUGAACAAACCUUGGAGCUGAACAAACUCGCUACCACUUACGGGAUGUCUGAAGGCGACUUUGUCAGGAUGCUUCGGAAAGACAAAGAAGAAGUGGAAGCAAUAAAGCAUGCCAAGGCCUUGGAGGAAGAGAAGGCGAUGUACUCGGGACGAAGGUCUCGUCGCCAGAGGAGAGAAUUCAGAGAGAAGCGCUUAAAGGGGAGAAAAAUCAGCCCACCCAGUUACGCAAGGAGAGACAGCCCAACGUAUGACCCGUAUAAAAGGUCACAAUCCGAGUCCAGCUCGGGGACGAGAUCGCGGUCACGAUCAAACUCGCCUACGCACGAGGAAAAGAUCACCUACAUCACAAGCUUCGGAGGCAGUGAGGACGAGGGUGGAUCGACGGCACAGACUGGGGUGGCCUCUGCCAAGGCCCCGAUAGGCAGGCACCGGACCUCCAUCCCGCAGCAGAGCUCUGGCACAGGUCAUACCAGCUCCUCCCGGCGCCGCUCCUCUUCCUCUUCCUCGUCACGAUCUCGCUCAGGCUCUCGCAGCCACCGAUCACAGGGGCACCGGCGGACGAGGCGGUACUCCCGCUCCCGGUCCCGCUCGCGCAACAGGCAUUACUCCAGAUCGUACGGCCGCUACACCAGAGGAGGAUCCCGAGAUGGCCGCCGCUGCUCCCGCUCGCAGUCCCGCUCGGCCGACAGGACGCACUACGUCAGCUCCCGUAGUCGAGGCAGGAGAUCCAGGUCCCGGAGUCACUCGCGCUCGGAUGACCGCUACCGCAGGAGCGGCAGGGCAGGCUACAGCUCGAGCCGGCGGCGGAGAAACAGCAGCAGUCGGAGCAGCAGCGACAGCCUGAGCCGCUCGCAGAGCCAAAGCAAGUCUCUGUCCCCCGCCAAAGAGAGCCUGGGGAAGGUGGCUGCUUCACCCGCCAUGGGCGAAAAACUGAAAAAGUCUGACACUCCUGUGGGUAAAGAAUCCGGAGCUGCCAAACCAAAACUGACACCGCAGGAAAAGCUGAAGCUUCGCAUGCAGAAGGCACUGAAUAAGCAAUUUAAAGCAGACAAGAAGGCCGCGCAGGAGAAACAGCUGCAGCAAGAACAGGAGCGACAGGAACGAGAAGACGAGCUGCGAGCAAUGGCUCGAAAAAUUCGCCUGAAGGAGAGGGAACGCAGAGACAAGGAGCGGGAUGAGUGGGAGAAGGAGUACCCGAGGAGAAGUCGCUCUUCCUCGCCGAGACACGGUCGUGAUUACAGCAGCUCCUCGCGGAGACGUUCUCGCUCACAUUCAAGAAGUCCUCACCACCGCCAUUAGAGGCCACGGAGGCCCCCAGUUACUGUUCCUUCAUAACCAGGUGAUGACCUAGCACCAUCUACCAGAACAACAGGAGCCAGACGUGUAGUAACUGUGUGUGUGUUUGUGUGACAGAGAGUGUAUGCGUGUGACAGAGAGUGUAUGCGUGUGACAGAGAGUGUAUGCGUGUGUGAGUGUAUGCGUGUGUGAGAGAGAAUGCAGGAGUGAGACAGUGUGUGCGUGUAUGAGAGUGUGUGUGCGAGUGUGUGCAUGUGCGAGUGUGAACGUGUGUGAGAGAGUGUGCACAUGCGAGCAUUGUGAGAGAUUGGGCGUGUGACAGGGUGUGUGUGUGUGUACAUAUUUAUCAAGUUGGCAGAGUCCACCUGAUGUGUGCGAGCUGGAACUGGACAGGAUCUGCAGUUACCUCCCAUCUCUGAACACAGUGUUGACAGAAAGCCUUGCUGGGCAGUCACUACCUGCAAACAUCGCUGUUCAGUGCUGUGUUAUUCCCCCACCUGGCCUGCUUCUCCAGUCAAAGUGUUGGCACUUUGUGGUGGGUGUGUGUGUGCGUGUGUGCAUGCACACAUACGUAUGUGUGUGUGCACACGUGUACGCGUGCCUUUGUGUGUGUGUGUGUGUUGCUGUUGAAGCCCACUUUCAAUGCUCCCCAUGUACCGUCGAUGGUCAGAAGGAAGUGCGCGGCUGUGUGGUUGAACAUGUCCCUGCCUGCUGGGUCCUGUGCCUUUGAAUGAACGCACAUCUCCUGAGCUUUGCCACAGACCAGUCAAAGUGACCGGCACCUGCUUUUGGCAGCACUGGUUGGCACACUGAGUAACAUUUGGUUUUCCUUUCCCGUUGAAGGACUGCAGACAAGGUGAUCCCUUUGGUCACCUGGGACUCUGGGAAGGGUUGGGCUCCUCCUCCCAAAGCCAGUCAUAUUCUGUGUCUGGGGAUGUCCUGGGAAUUCCUGGACUGAUCCAGCCCUCUCUCCCUGGGCAGUGCUAGGAAUCUGAGUGGGACUUGCGUCCAUCCAGAGAAAUGCACCGGACGUUUUGAAUUAGCAGUGAAUUCUGCCUGUGGAUUGUGCCUCAGCUUGGCACUAAGUAUGCCACCUUCAGUGCCAGCAGCCACUGUUUUAUGUACCACUCUGUGCCCCCGAGCACCCAAGUCCAGCAUCAAAAGCUCUCUCACAUCUCCCGGAAUAACCUAGACAACAAAACCUCUGUACAACGCGCCAUGAACCAUACAUGGCAACAGGAAAUAAAGAUGCACACCAACUGGCUGGCUCAACACCAGAGAUGGACGGCCCCUCUCAGAGGAAGCACCUGUCUAGUUUAGUCUCAGGACAGUUUGGGUUUGCUUAAAGGUCAUGCCUGUCAAUUCUACGAUAGCUGCAUUUUAAAAAAAAGUUUUCUUUUCAAAGACAAGCCUUGUAUUUGUGAGCAGAAGUUUGUCAUUGUCAGUCAGAGCCAUCCCAAGCAGGGAUCUUUGAUGCCAUGCUUCUGUAAUAGCGUAAGAGGUGCCAACCCUGCCCAUCAUCUUCUCUGGAACAUGCAUACAGUGCCACCUUACUUGGUCUCUCAAACACUGCCUUGGGAUAAAACUCCAGCCCCUCCAGAAGGUUGUCACCACCCACAUAGAUCCCAUAUUUCCCGUCCUCCUCUGUUGGCCGAAGUGUAUUAACAAGUAGGUUUGCAUUGUGUUCAGCAACUAAUCAGUCCAGGGAGGGGGGUGGAGAGCUCUUGUGAACGUGCGAUUCUGUGGUCAUUUACUCUCGCUGUACCUAUCACCUUCGUGGGAGACCAAUUUCUCCUCGACCACUCUUUGGAGGCGAACAUGAAAACUUUCUAUGGAGUUUGUCUUGUACAGUUUGUAAUUUUUGAGGCAGUUUCUGUAAAUUUAUCGACUUUAAGCAAAAAUAAAAGUUUUUGUUAUCUCCUGA